AUGGGAUCUCUCCGCUCCGAUUCAGUGCUCAAUGCCUUCGACGGCGUAGAUGGAACUCCACCCGCAUUCCCGGCCGACAUGCCAGUCGCUCAUAUCUCGAACAUUUCACAUCAGAAGAUCCUGGACGGAGAUGUCGAAGAGAUUGCCAGAGUAAUCAAGUCCGCUAGAGACAAUGGCUUCUUCCGCGUUGACCUGCGCGAGUCGGAAAUUGGCAAGAAGUUUCUGGAGGCGGCCAAAAACAUGUUUGCGCUGGCCAAAGAGACGUUCGAUCUCCCAACGGAGACGAAGCUCGAUGACAGCAUCCUCAACCACGGCGAGGAUCUGUUUGGGUACAAGGGGCUGGGAGCUUCCGUCGUAGACAAAGAUGGAACUCCUGAUAACAAUGAGCAGUACUGGAUCAGCUGUGGAGAUAUCGAGGGUACCGGCAGACACUCGCGUGCCAUCUACAACGAUGUGAUCAACGGCAAGAAUGCCCAGCUCAAAGAGUUCAUCGAUCUUGGCAAGGCUGUCACGGACAGAUUCCUAGAGGUCUUCUCCGCCGUCCUCGCAAUUCCACCUGAGAGCGAGGAUUACUUGACAAAGCUGUACAGCCAUACCAACGACUGUGGCAGCCACGUCCGUCUCCUGAAGUGUCCACCUAAGCCUCAAGAUGCCAAAGUCAGCCUGCAGCCGCACACUGACUGGGGCAUGAUGACCGUCCUGUUCAACAUGCUGGGUGGCCUCCAGAUCUACGUCCCGGAGGACCGCGUCGCCCCGGGCGAAGAAGCCGGGUGGAAGUAUGUCAAGCCCGAGCCAGGAAUGGCGAUCUUCAACCUGGGCGACGCGUUCGUGAAGUGGUCAGAUGGCGAGCUCAAGAGCAGCAUCCACCGUGUCACGAACCCGCCCGGGGAGCAAGCCAACUACACACGGUACAGCCUGGCAUACUUCACUCGUCCCAACAACGAGGCCCUGUUGAAGCCACUGGGUAGGAAGGUUGGGCCCACCGAUGCAGCUACGGAGUAUCCGACCUUUUUGAAGUGGGCUAUGAGGAGAGCCAUGGCUGGAAAGACCGAUGGCUUCAAGAAGGGUGAUUGGGAGAAGGGCCAGGGAACAGAAACGGCUUUGAGUGCUCAAGCAAGGGUUGCCGCCUGA
Messenger RNA from Diaporthe citri, 1131 nucleotides. RefSeq lists its product as uncharacterized. The transcript has 3 exons. The record is from RefSeq and is a predicted model, not a curated record. Gene Ontology annotation, molecular function: dioxygenase activity. The coding region runs from base 1 to 1131 and encodes 376 amino acids. Lineage: Eukaryota; Fungi; Ascomycota; Sordariomycetes; Diaporthales; Diaporthaceae.